Molecule: messenger RNA, 1221 nt
Organism: Penicillium waksmanii
Lineage: Eukaryota; Fungi; Ascomycota; Eurotiomycetes; Eurotiales; Aspergillaceae
Product: FYV10 family protein
Exons: 4
Coding region: 1-1221 (406 amino acids)
Biological process (GO): proteasome-mediated ubiquitin-dependent protein catabolic process
Cellular component (GO): GID complex; cytoplasm; nucleus
Molecular function (GO): protein binding; ubiquitin protein ligase activity
Source: RefSeq, a predicted model, not a curated record
AUGGCAGCAGAGCUAACUUCGAUCAAGCUCAACCCAGAGAGCCAUAUCAUCUUGGACCAACCACUCCUCCGCCUCCCCAACGACUUAGCACGAAGAAACUUCAAGUCCGUUCAAAGAUCCGUCGAACGAGAGAAAGAAUAUGUCAUCCCAGCUCUUAAAGAAGCGGCCAACGCCUCCCUAUCCAACACCCAAACGCCUGACCAGACGCUUGCCGCCCUCGAUGCGAUGCUCUCUCGCAUGCAGGGCCUGAAACGGAAAAUGCAGAGCUUACAGGAAGAAGAAAAGAGGAUACAGAAUCAGUCACGCAAACGUAUCCAGCAUCUAGAGGCCCUGCAUAAGAUUCCGAGCUUGGCGGAUGUUAAAUAUGAUCAGUGGUCUCGGGUAAGACUGGAUCGGUUACUGGUGGAUCAUAUGCUGCGGUCGGGAUAUUCGGAGAGUGCGAAGCAACUAGCGCAAGAGCGGGAUAUUGAAGAUCUGGUCGAUUUGGGUGUUUUUACACAGUGCCAGCGGAUUGUCGAGUGUCUACGCCAAGGAGAGACCAAAGAGGCGCUCCAGUGGUGCGGUGAGAACAAAGCCGCGCUGAAGAAAAGCCAGCAUAAUCUGGAAUUCGAACUGCGCUUGCAGCAGUACAUCGAGCUGGUCCGGUCGCGCGAUCAAACAAAGAAAAUCGAGGCCAUUGCUCAUGCAAAAAGAUAUUUGGUCACAAACCAAGACACACAGAAUAAAGAAAUUAUGCGAGCAGCAGGAAUGCUUGUGAUUACCCCGGAUACUCGAGCGGAGCCAUAUAAGACCCUAUUUUCAACAGACCGUUGGAAGUUUCUGUCAGACCUCUUCAUAAAGACUCACCAUGAGCUGCUUUCCUUGCCAUCGCAGCCAUUGUUGCAUAUUGCUUUGUCCGCCGGACUGUCUGCGUUGAAGACACCACUUUGCCACUCUGCCUACACCUCCUCGAGCUCCAACUCAGCAUCCACAGCUACCUCCGUUUGUCCAAUAUGCUCGACAGAGUUGAACGACCUAGCACGUAAGAUGCCAUACGCGCAUCAUUCCAAGAGUUACGUUGAAGGUGACUCGAUCGUGCUGCCCAACGGUCGAGUGUACAGCAAGUCUCGUUUGCUGGAUAUCAGCAAACAGGUAGGCUCUGUCGAGGAUGGGAAAGUGAAGGAUCCAACAACGGGUGAGGUUUUCCCAGAGAGCGACAUGAAGAAAGUGUAUAUAUUGUGA